AUGGCCGACUCGAGCAUUGUCCAAGCCUUCAUUGACAUUUGUGAUGCUGAGGCCCUGCGGCAAUUCUCGCCUGCCGAUUUCGAUUGGAAUCAGCCUUUUUCGAAGGACGAGCCGCCACCGCUGUGUUAUGCGAUCGUUCAAUACGUCUCCAAUAUCGCUGCCGGUGCCACAGAUAAAAUGCCUCGACAGCUCGAGGUGAUCAACACAAUCCUACAAGCUGGCGCAGAUCCGAUGCAUAAACUUCCUCCGGGUCAGAAAUGCAAAGGUGGUCCACAAUUGGCGUUGCCAGGUGUUUCAGCACUGACAUUAACCUGUUCGCUGCAAAUUUCCGCGCGAGAGCACGAUCUUCGGCAGGUUCAACAGUUUACGGAAGAUGUUCUCGUGCUCAUGAAGCGAGCAAAAUCUCCGAAGGUCCGGAAAGCUGCGGUGCAUGAGGGUGUCGUCAACCUGUGGGAGUCUGUCCGAGAGAUGAGCUCCACACACAACGUGAUCUUCGAAACUUCAGCCGGUGAGGUUUCUGCUCAUGACCAUAUCCUGAUGGCCGCCUCACCUGUUCUGAAAGCCAUGCUACAGUCCGCCAUGAAAGAAGGCAAAGACAGGCGAGUUCAAGUGAGGGAUUCAACGAAGUGCGGUAUGACGCUCUUCGUGGACGUACUGUAUACAAGCUCCACAUACCUCGAGCUCGAGUACAAGACAAUACUGGAGGCCUUCGACCUCGCCCACCGCUGGCAAGUGCAGCAUGUGGUAGACAUUCUGGCGGAGACCCUGAAAGCGGAGAUCCGCGUUGAGAGUUUUGCGGAGAUCGCCGAAGCCGCCGUCCUCAAGGCUGUGGAGCCUCUACAGCGAGCGUGCAUGGAGUUCGGGACCAAGAACAAAGAGAUCCAGACGCUGCUGAAGAAGAACGGCCUUCCGCCGGCUGUCCGGAAGCUCUUGGGGAAGCGCGAAGCCGAGGAUGACACGGCCUCCUUGAACACUGGCAGCACGCUCAUCCCCGUGGACUUCAAUCGUUGUGCACGCACCACCACGACACUCACGUGGGCCGAUGGCACCAUGGGACGAGCAUUCGUCACAGCGUCGUCAAAGAUGCUCCCUGCACGUGUGAUUUGCGAGAUGAACGACGAACUGGGUGGUAUCAUGCACAUUGCCAGCAACCACGAUUCUCACUCGCACAUGUGGAAUGCCGAGACAAUGUCGCACUACCUCGAGUUUCUGAAGAAGGAAAUCCGGCGCAAGCGGCAGUCCCUCGAUCUGGAUGCCCCACACAAGGCGCUGGUGCUGUGUGCGGAACAGCUCUUCCCCAACAAUGAUGUGGUGAAGUUGGCAGCGCCUGGCUUGUACUUCGUGCUCUCGCCCAUUCUCGCCAUACUGGGCAUCUUCCUGAUUAGCUCCGUGGUGGUCUACGUUUUCGUCCCCUUGGCCCGACGCCGGGGAGUGGAAUUCACGGAGGCGGCGAAGAAGCAGAAGCAGCGGGAAGAGGUCAUUGAAGUGCUGGAGGAAUCUCUGGAAUCGCCGUUGCAAGCGAUGGGGCUUGCUUUCGCCGAUGUCAAGGCAUCGGGAGUCUUGACAGAUGCUCCUCUGCCAUGGCUCCUCACUGGCGUGGAAGAGCCCAAAGAAUUCGCAGAAGGACUCCUAGAGCGGUCGGGCUUUCUCAAAGUGAAGAAAGGCUUGCUGGAUGUGCGAGACGAUAUCUGCAUGGAAACGCUGUUGUCUGGCACUGACUUGACUUGGGAGGAUUGCAUGGCCGAGGCUUUGGCCUUGUCGAAUGGCCUCGAGAGGUGUGGACGUCUCGCCGAGGAGUCCACGGAAGAGUCCAAUGCCCCAACGAACGAGCUGACGAAUGCCAGAGGAAGUCCCGACCUCCUCGAGACUUUUGUCUUGCGGUGUCUCGUGCAGCGGCGUGUGGCGCCAGCGGCGGCGGAGUCAAAUGUGGACAAGUCCGAGGUGGCCAUGGAGGUGGCCGACUACUUUUCCAGCAUCGAGAUGUUCGCCAAGGUGGACGAUGCCAACCUCCAGACCUUGGUCACGUCGACGUGCGCUCGACUGAGGCGGCAGCAGCAGGGCGAGGAUAAGGUGGCAGUCCAAAUCACCAAGGAGCCGACAGUUGACAUGCGGACCAAAGCGGAGGCAUCAGCUCAACUCGACCUUGACCACCUCGAUUUCGGCCUGUUCACGAGUUUCCCUUCCCCGCGGAUGCUUUUCCACCAGUGCACGCCCGUGAUUUGGGUCACGUUGAUCAACAUGUGGCCAGCACUGCUUUCGCACUACCUGCAGAUGAUCUGGUGCAAGCCUGUGCCACAGCAGGAUGGCGUGAAGCAGCGACUGCUACCACAUCCCGAUCUUCAGUGCUGGCAAGGCGACCAUUGGCCACUAGCCAUUCUGGCGCUUGUUGGGCUUAGCUGUUGGUGCAUUGGCAUUCCUUUGCUGCUUUAUCUCGUCAUCUGGCGCUUGGAUGACAGAAACAGCCCAGCCAACCACCGAAGGUAUGGCUUCUUCAUCGAUGGCUUUGAGCCUCAAUACUGGUGGUGGGAUAUCGUCGUCAAGCGAGGGGACAUCGCGAUCAUGCUUCUGUUGACCUACACCUCCGUGGCGGACGAUGACAAGGCAAAACUUCUUCUGUAUCCUAUCAUCUCUGGUAUCGUCAUGGCCCUCUGCUCCUGGUGUAAGCCGUUCCUUAACGAUCAGGCAGAGAUCCUGGACUCUUUCGAGUUCGGUCUCUCCAUCUUCCGUUUCAUCUUUUUCGGCACAGUCGCCGUGGUUCUCAUCUCCAACCCAUCUGUCACGGUGACAUUCGUUCUCGCAGGAUGGUUGGCCGUUGUGCUCACGUGCGUCUGCGUCUACCUGGGUAUGCACGUCAUCGCUCAGUUCCUCCGGAAUGUCUCGCGAGAGAUUGAGGAAGAAGAAGAGACCAAUGCACAAGAAGUUCAAUUCAACGAGCGGCUGAACCAGCGCAUUUCCUCCAAGUCCUUCAAUGAAAAGGGUGUGGUGAAAGCAGCAGGCAAAGUGCGGCGAACCAUGGCGGCAGUCUCGCAGAAAGCCGAGAGCUGCUCAGACCGGGUCAAGCAGUUCAUGGUGCGCUACAUGCUGCCCCUCUUCCAAGAGACCGAGGAAGAACGCUAUCUUCUAGAGUGGCGGCUCAAAGCGGAAGCCGUUGAACUGUUGUCCUCGCAGGGCCGCAAACGCAAGUCGGGCAAGGUUUCUUUUUGGAAGCGAGCAAGAGCGCGUCUUCUUCGCUUCGGUGGGUUUUUCCAGCGGCGCAUCGUGCGGCAGGCCCUGGAUGAGUUCUCCAUGCUCUGGUUGGAGAUCUUUGAGCAAGGGAUGUUGCCCAAGAACUCCCUGGAGGUCCUGUGCGCGCUGACUGCUGCCAACGUCCGUGUGCCCUUUAAGAUGCCGAAGAAGGACAUCCCUCAGCGUUGGGAGGAAGAGGUGCGGAGACUGCUUGAGGACGGCGAGGAAGCAACCCACCGCUUCUCGCCGGAUGCCGUGAUGAGUGCCACACAGCGAUUGGGAUCGCUUCCUGCAGAUGCGGCCGUCGGGCUGGUGAAAGCCGUGUGCCAAACUCUGCGCGCUGUGGAGAAGAAGGAGGAGGGCUCAGCAAGUCUUUCAGACUUCGGCGCACCGCCUGCUGCCCCUGAGGUUGCCGACGGCUCGCUGUCCAUGUCGCCACUGUCGACUGCGGCGCCUGGAGAUAUCGACAGCGAAGAUGUGUUCGUGGAGGGGUCACACUGCAGUGUGUGA
Messenger RNA from Symbiodinium sp. CCMP2592, 3735 nucleotides. NCBI's taxonomy places the organism in Eukaryota, Dinophyceae, Suessiales, Symbiodiniaceae. The record is from the annotation of a GenBank genome assembly.